AUGUCCGCAGGCAAGACUUACCAGCUAAACAAUGGUGUGAGAAUCCCGGCCGUUGGCUUCGGCACCUUCGCCAGCGAGGGUGCAGAGGGUGAGACCUACAAGGCGGUGAUGCACGCGUUGAAGGUCGGCUACCGCCAUUUGGACUGCGCAUGGUUUUAUCAGAACGAGUCAGAAGUCGGCGACGCAGUUCAUGACUUCCUGAGAGAGCACCCUGGCGUAAACCGCGAAGACAUCUUCAUAUGUACCAAGGUCUGGAAUCAUCUACACGAGCCGGAGGAGGUCAAGUGGUCGCUAGAAAAUUCGCUGGAGAAGUUCAAGCUUGACUAUGUCGAUCUGUUUCUUAUUCACUGGCCGAUUGCCGCGGAGAAGGAUCUCAAUAACAUGCCUAAGCUGAACGAAAAGGGUCAGUACGUGAUCAAAGAUCAGCUCACAAAGGACCAGAGGCCGACUUGGCAAGCGGCGGAGGAGCUAUACGCUGCCGGGAAGGCGAAAGCGAUUGGUGUUUCCAAUUGGACCAUUGAGCACCUAGAGGACAUGCUUAGCUGGUGCAAGGUCAGACCUGCUGUGAACCAGAUCGAAAUCCAUCCCUUCCUGCCGAGUGAUGAGCUGGUAAACUAUUGCUUCAAGAAUGGCAUCAUGCCCGAAGCGUAUAGUCCGCUUGGAUCGCAGAAUCAAGUCCCUACUACUGGCGAGAAAGUGAACACCAAUCCAACCCUGAACAGAAUUGCGGAAAAAGGCGGCAAUACAUUAGCGCAAGUGCUGAUAGCCUGGGGUCUGCGACGAGGCUACGUUGUACUGCCAAAGAGCUCAACACCAUCAAGGAUCGAGAGCAACUUUAAGACCAUCAACCUGAGCGACGAAGAUUUCGAGGCGGUCAACCAAGUGGCGAAGGGGCGACAUACAAGGUUCGUGAACAUGUGCGAUACGUUUGGGUACGAUGUCUGGCCAGAAGAGUCUGCAGCAGAAGCGGCACGAUUGUAG
Baudoinia panamericana UAMH 10762 is the source of this 981-nucleotide messenger RNA. RefSeq lists its product as uncharacterized. The transcript has a single exon. Gene Ontology annotation, cellular component: cytosol. The coding region runs from base 1 to 981 and encodes 326 amino acids. The record is from RefSeq and is a predicted model, not a curated record. Lineage: Eukaryota; Fungi; Ascomycota; Dothideomycetes; Mycosphaerellales; Teratosphaeriaceae. Gene Ontology annotation, molecular function: aldose reductase (NADPH) activity.